Molecule: messenger RNA, 3582 nt
Organism: Toxoplasma gondii ME49
Lineage: Eukaryota; Apicomplexa; Conoidasida; Eucoccidiorida; Sarcocystidae
Product: PEK kinase
Exons: 6
Coding region: 1261-2955 (564 amino acids)
Biological process (GO): mitotic spindle organization; regulation of cytokinesis; protein phosphorylation
Cellular component (GO): spindle midzone; spindle pole centrosome; chromosome passenger complex
Molecular function (GO): ATP binding; protein kinase activity
Source: RefSeq, a predicted model, not a curated record
CUUUUGAUGUACGGGAAAGAGCCACUAUCUUCCGCACACUUCCCGAAAGAGCCGCCUCCUUCCGGACCUAGGUCGCAUCGCUCGACCUACUCGAGCUCCUCUCUGGAUUCGAAGACUCGUUCUUCUGCUGUGCCCUCCCUCGUCUAUUGGACGUUUUUUCUCAAAUGGAAACGAGGUAGUCUCGAAAUAAUUGCUUGACUUCUUGUCUCGUCCGCGGAUUUUCUGUCCAUGCUGUCGGAUCCGCUGUCGGAAACGCUCGGUGCCGCCAGUGUGUCCUGACAGAGUUGCUCUCUUCCCGUGAAUUUUUCCAGGUCCACGUUCGUUGGUACACUCUUUUCUGAGUUAUUCAUCUCGCAGGCGGACCUUUCCUUUUGUCUUUCCCAUUUCCCCUUCUCUAUGCCUGUGUAUCUACCCUUGCCAUACCCAUCGUUUCUGCCGCGUCCUUGCGCUUUUCUGUCCGUGGCGGUGUCUGUCACUCACUGUCUUGCUCUCCGCCUCGCCGUGUCUCUCCGUUGUUCCUUCUCCGUGUCUCGCUUUUCGCCCGUUUGUCUCCCCCUUUUCCCCGGCAUUUCCUAGGAUACCGCCAACUCUCUUGACUUUUCCUUCAGAGUUGGGGCGCAUUGUUCACUCUUCUCGGAAAUUCGUAGCGAACUGGAAAACCUCCCCGUUUUGCUCAACUAUCGUUCCAUAUGGGGUCUGGACUCUCCUCUGAGUCAGUUUUCACGGGCUCGUUUUCUUUUUAGCUUCGCUCUUAUCUUUUGACAACACGCCAGACGGGAAGCCAGAUGAAAGCCUAGGGACGAACGCAGCUGCAGAAGCUGCGGUGCCUCAUCUGGGAGGGAGUCCAGCGCGGUGUUCCCCCGUGCGAAGAUCUCAACCUCCUUCCCCUUACGUUCCUGUCCGGUCUCGAUUCAGCGCAGAAACUCCACAGUGGCGGCACUCUAUUUCCCUCCGGAAGACUUGGGUCUGUGUUUGAAAACUCCGUAACAAAGACCACAGUCCUCUCAGCUCGCCGAUCCGCCAAGGCUCUAAGGCCAGUGGACGCGUGAACAGCGAAACUUCCAAUCUCAACGGCAGUGUGCAUGCAUUGGUUCUUUGGACGUCUGCCCUGGAGUCUUCCUAGCGGCGUGUCUGCACUAGAAACUCCACAUUUCUUGCGCGUGACACCAGAUCUCGUUGCGUUCUAUUCGCGUCUUUGCCACCCCCGCCUUCCGUGUAUUUUUCCAUAACAUCCCCACAUUCUGCAUUUCCCAGUGCGCCAUGUUGGCAUCCAAGUGCGGCGGCACCGGCGGAGGUCAGGAAGUUGUUUCCAGUUCGUUUCUGAUGUCAAAGCCUUCGUUUUCUACGCUGCCAGCUGCCUCCUCGCCUGCGAACGUCGAACGCAAAGGGCAGGCUGAGCCGUCCUCGACAUGGUUGGGAGCAGAGAGCACCAAGACGGAGGUCGGAAAGACUGGAGGCGCCGGCUUCGUAUGGGGCUUGAGUGGCGGAGGUGAGACAGCUGAGUUUCCAGGGGGCUGCAGAUUGCAAGCUGCGGACGGAAGUAACCGCGCAGAGUCGCAGCAUUUCUUGCCGAGUCAAGGAGGCGGCCAGGGACCAUGCAGGAAAGCAGAUCUUGGGGCCAGAGGGCAAGUGAAGCGGGGCGACCAGGCGGCCAGGGCGCGUGCAGACGGAGACGGGUGCCGAGUCUCGCCCAAAGGGGAAAAUGUGGAUGCGAACUGCGGCAACUCGGGGAGAAAUCCUUCUUCGCUUCUAGUUUCGAAGGGCGGCCCAGAGGUUGGUUGCGGCCUCUCGGCACCGCACAAGAUGGACAAGGUCUCGGGAAGCAGUUGCGCUUCUGCGGUGAACUCGGACCUUUCGCUUGUGUGUCCGCUCCACGCCUACCGCUUUUGCUUGCGGGACUUCGACUUUGGAGGAUUUCUCGGUGACGGCGCACAUGGGUGCGUCUUCGUCGCGAGAGAGCGACGCAGCGGCUUCGUCUGCGUGCUCAAAUGCAUAACAAAGGCCCACUUGGUUCGAGGCGGAAACGAAGCUCUGCUGAAGAAGGAAGUCGAGCUCCAGGCCCACUUGAAACAUCCCCACAUCUGCUGCAUGUACACCUGGUUCCAGACCAGCAGCGCCAUUUUCCUCGUCAUGGAAUACUGCCUGAAAGGAGAUCUCUUCGCCCUGCUAGACAAAACGACUUUCGGAUUCGAUGAACGCACGGUUGCCAAGCAACUCUUCCAAAUUACGUGGGCCAUCCGGACUUGUCACGACAAACGCAUUGCCCACCUUGACAUAAAACCCGAAAACGUUCUCGUUGACCACAUGGAUAAGCUGAAACUCGCCGAUUUCGGUCUUUCAGCCCACAUUGGUGGUGAACAUCGCAAGCGGGGCGUUUCCAUCAACCGCGGCACUUGCGAUUAUUUCUCUCCGGAGCAGUGCACCUUUCGUCUAAGAAACGCUGCUCUCCGAGCGGGGGCCAAGGCGGGAGCGGGGGAGGCUGCUACGCGACAGCAACUGAUUGCGGCUGGGCUCGAAAUAGAAGGCGAUAACGUCUGCAGUUUUGAUGAGAAAAGCGACAUCUGGACGAUCGGUAUCCUCGGCUUUGAACUCUUCUUCAAGUUCCCUCCCUUCGGCUCUCAGUGUCACAUCGAUGAGGAAACGGUCAUGCAAAACAUCCGGAACAAGCACUGGAGCGAGAGGGUGGAGCAGGAAGCCCUCCGGGAUCCUCGAGUAAACGAAAAGCUGAUGUCAAUGAGCGACGAUUUCAAAGCUUUCUUGUCCGCCUGUUUAAACAAAAAGGCGUCCCUGCGGCCCACAGCCGAGGCGCUCCUCGAGUUCCCUUUCCUUCAGAAAAACAAUCCGGAGGUCGUCAACAGCGUUCAUUUCCUCCAGCAACCACGUCACCAACAAGGCCACAAAGGGUUCAAUCAGCCGGCAGGGCCAUGGCAGACUCCUCGGCCGACGUGCUGCUAAACGCUGUUUCGUUUUUUAGGCUUCUGACGGCCGCUUUGUAGGCUUCCCAAUUCCCUGGAGCGUGUAAACAAGAUUUUUUCCUGGUCGAGGUGCGGCAUUUCUCGAGAAAUGUGACAAACGCCAGGUGUCCGAAGCAUUGCGUAUCGCGAACGCCUCGUGUGGCGACAUGCCGUCGAGCUCGUGCGAAACUUCUCGUCCCUGUCCCUUUGUCUCUCCGUGUUUUUGAUUAUUUGAGGAUUUCACUGAGGGCACUCGCCAGAUCCGGUUUACUCGCUCUUUUAUUUAUGAUGAAGACGCGGAGACACACGAAAUGCUGCGCCUUCUGUGGCCGUAUGGACACCAACGAUCUGUGAUGUCGCAUGUCCAGGAAAAAGUUCCUCCACCCCUCUGCUGCGGCAUACGCGGGUGCUGUAUGUCAGGAUCUGCGCUCUGAACCCUUCUGUGUCUUGUCACAAAGUGACGCCAUGUAAUGAACAAUUCUCGUUCCGCUUUUUUCAAAGGUGAGCACGGUUUUGGCAUCUUCCCGUGAAUCUAUGUUCUCGGAUGUCAUUUUUGGGAACAACUGACUUCUUGGCUGCACGAUGUUAGAUGAAGAAAGUUGAGAUGAUAAUUACUGUAGAAAAAGAA